AUGGCACCAUCGGCAUUAGCAGACAUUUACCCAAUCCCAGCGAGGCACUAUCCAAAGUCAUCCACUGUGGUAGCAAGUGUUCUGCAUGGACCACGGGAUCUAAGGCUGGAAACUCGGUCGAUACCAGAACCUAGCCCUGGUGAGCUUCAGAUUGCAAUCAAAGCCACCGGCUUGUGCGGUAGUGAUGUGUCGUAUUACAACAAAUUCCGCAAUGGCGAUCUGCAGGCCGUUCAGCCAUUGAGUCUGGGCCAUGAAUCGGCUGGUAUAGUAGUGUCUAUCGGGCCUGGCGUACAGGGCUUUUCAGUUGGCGAACGAGUAGCAUUGGAGGUCGGUGUGCCUUGUGAUAACUGUCGGUCAUGUCAGAGGGGGCGAUACAAUCUGUGCCCAUCAAUGCGCUUCAGAAGCAGCGCGAAGUCCGUGCCUCACUUCCAGGGUACGCUCCAGGAACGCAUAAACCACCCAGCGAAGUGGUGCCAUAAACUCCCUUCGCACGUUUCUCUCGAAUCAGCGGCACUGCUCGAGCCUUUGUCUGUGGCUAUUCAUGCAACACGACGAGCUACUGUUGAGCAGGGUGAUACAGCCAUCGUCUUCGGUGCGGGCACUGUCGGGCUGCUAACCGCUGCCAUGGCAAAGAUGUCGGGCGCGACGACGGUCGUUAUCGUAGAUGUUGACCAUGGUCGGAUAGAGUAUGCACUGGCGAACAAAUUCGCGCACAAAGGAUAUGUUGUUCCCUCACGCAGGCACGCAGGUGAGGCUUCAGGCCAGUUCGAGCCCGCAAAGGAGCUUGCCGAAGACGUGAUGCAGGUUGCAUCCCUGAAUGAUGUCGACUUCGAAGGAGCGGACGUGACGUUUGAUUGUACCGGGAAGGAGAUAUGCAUGCAGGCAGGCCUCUUCGUAAGUGACUGCCGAGUUGUUUGCAUGUCAGCAUCUAACAUUGAACAAGGCGACAAGACCCGGUGGCAAGCUGAUCAUGGUCGGUAUGGGAACUCCCGUACAAACUCUCCCUAUGUCUGCAUCCCAUCUGAAAGAAGUCGACAUCAUCGGUAUUUUUCGAUACGCGAACACGUACGCAACCGGAAUAAAAAUCAUCUCGUCAGGUGUCCUUCCCAGUCUUGAUAGAAUGAUUACCCACCGGUUCAAGGGUCUGGCUGCGGUUAAGGAAGCCUUUGAUCUUGCUGGCAAGACGACCGAUCAGGACGGCAACCUUGUAUUGAAAGUCCUCGUUGAAACAUGA
Molecule: messenger RNA, 1234 nt
Organism: Ascochyta rabiei
Lineage: Eukaryota; Fungi; Ascomycota; Dothideomycetes; Pleosporales; Didymellaceae
Product: L-iditol 2-dehydrogenase
Exons: 3
Coding region: 1-1116 (371 amino acids)
Biological process (GO): D-sorbitol catabolic process
Molecular function (GO): zinc ion binding; L-iditol 2-dehydrogenase (NAD+) activity
Source: RefSeq, a predicted model, not a curated record